UCAUCUUCUGAAUUCUCUCUUUCAGUUCUGAUAGAAGGAGGGAAAGAAUUUACCAGUUCAUCCUGAGAACUGUGUUCCUGUUUUGUAACUCUUUAAUUUAUCGCUUUUGUUUUCCUUCCCCAGUCAUGGCGUUCCCAAAUCAAUUAGCUAUGUCAGAUUCAUCAUCUCCACAGAGAAAGAUGGGAAGAGGGAAGAUUGAGAUCAAGAGGAUCGAGAACACCACAAAUCGUCAGGUCACUUUCUGCAAGCGCAGAAAUGGCCUCCUCAAGAAGGCUUAUGAGCUCUCUGUGCUUUGUGAUGCUGAGGUUGCUCUCAUCGUCUUCUCUACUCGUGGUCGCCUCUACGAAUAUGCUAAUAACAGUGUGAAAGCAACAAUUGAAAGGUACAAGAAGGCAUGUUCAGAUUCAUCUGGUGCUGGAUCCACUUCUGAAGCUACUGCUCAGUAUUAUCAGCAAGAAGCUGCCAAACUGCGAGCUCAAAUCAGUAACCUGCGGAACAACAACAGGCAAAUGAUGGGGGAGACUUUGGCAGGUUUGAGUGCAAGAGAUCUCAAGAACUUGGAGUCUAAGUUAGAGAAAGGCAUUAGCAGAAUUCGUUCCAAAAAGAAUGAACUUCUAUUUGCAGAAAUUGAGUAUAUGCAGAAGAGGGAGGUAGACUUGCACAAUAACAACCAGCUUCUUCGAGCUAAGAUAGCUGAAAGUGAGAGAAACCAGCAGCAGCAGCAGCAGCAUAACAUGAAUGUGUUUCCUGGAGGGUCAAAUUAUGAAGCAAUGCAGUCAUCAAAUGAGCAUCAAUUUGACUCUCGAGGUUUCUUCCAAGUGACUGGUUUGCAACCUACUAGUCACUACGCUCCCCAAGACCACAUGUCCCUCCAAUUAGUGUGAUGUGCUCGUGACUUGUUAAGAACUUCUGCUUCUUGUAUUUUGGCAUAAUAUGACAGCAGAUGAAUGCUAGAGCGUUAAGGCAACAAAUAUAUAUAUAUAUAUAUAUAUAAGCAGAACUGUGUGAGAAAGAUAUUUUGAAGUAUUAAUUCCCUCUCUAUGUAGUGGCCUUGUAGACAUUAAUGAUAACACUAAAUAUUCCGUGUUCAUGGUGAAAGCUGCUUAAUUACGUGUUUGGUACGAGUUAUGCAGGAGACAGCUUGACAUGUUUGGACUUCGGAAUACUUUUUUAUUAAUUCCUAUGACGUUAGUUUCCCUUCC
Prosopis cineraria is the source of this 1202-nucleotide messenger RNA. RefSeq names its product floral homeotic protein AGAMOUS-like. Gene Ontology annotation, cellular component: nucleus. Gene Ontology annotation, biological process: positive regulation of transcription by RNA polymerase II. Gene Ontology annotation, molecular function: RNA polymerase II cis-regulatory region sequence-specific DNA binding; DNA-binding transcription factor activity, RNA polymerase II-specific; protein dimerization activity. Bases 126 to 884 code for a protein of 252 amino acids. Lineage: Eukaryota; Viridiplantae; Streptophyta; Magnoliopsida; Fabales; Fabaceae. The record is from RefSeq and is a predicted model, not a curated record. The transcript is spliced from 9 exons.